Phragmites australis (common reed) is the source of this 687-nucleotide messenger RNA. RefSeq names its product large ribosomal subunit protein eL36x-like. Gene Ontology annotation, biological process: cytoplasmic translation. Bases 178 to 462 code for a protein of 94 amino acids. The transcript is spliced from 3 exons. Gene Ontology annotation, cellular component: cytosolic large ribosomal subunit; ribosome. NCBI's taxonomy places the organism in Eukaryota, Viridiplantae, Streptophyta, Magnoliopsida, Poales, Poaceae. The record is from RefSeq and is a predicted model, not a curated record. Gene Ontology annotation, molecular function: structural constituent of ribosome.
GCCACCGUUUCCUCCCCGAGAGCUCACAGGCGCACCUGCGACGCCCCCAUUGCUUCGUGCGGGCUUCGCACCCGCGUCUUUUCCCCUACGUUAUUCGAGUUGCCAUUCGGGUUUUGUGCAGGGGAAUUGAGAUGGCGCCGCCGCCGGCGAAGACGGGUCUAUUCGUUGGGCUGAACAAUGGACACGUCGUCACCAAGCGCGAGCUGCUGCCUCGCCCUUCCGACCGCAAAGGGGAAAACUAGCAAGAGGGUCAAAUUUGUUAGGAUCAUAAUUAGGGAAGUUGCUGAAUUUACACCAUAUGAGAAGCGUGCCGCUGAGCUUCUGAAGGUUGGAAAGGACAAGCGUGCUCUUAAGGUAGUGAAAAGAAAGCCCGGGACACACAAGAGAGCUAAGAAACGUGAGGAGAUGCUCAACGUUCUUAGGAAGAUGAGAUCCGCUGGAGUUACUGACAAGAAAAAGUGAAGCGGUGCAACCUGCUGAGAAGCGCUGAGGUUGUGUUGCAAAUUAAUUUAAGCUUACCUAAUACCAUAUGGAUGUAACAAUUGGUUCAUCUGACUCGCAGAAUGUGUUUGUGGUUUUAUCAUGUCAUGAUUCCCUCAGAUCGUGUUUUGUUGUUUUUGCUUGUUACUUUCACGUAUAUACAUUAUUGAACUUUUCUUUUUGAGAACAUAUAUUGUUGAACUUUGA